This is a messenger RNA of Entamoeba invadens IP1, 753 nucleotides long. RefSeq lists its product as hypothetical. The transcript has a single exon. Lineage: Eukaryota; Evosea; Mastigamoebida; Endamoebidae. The coding region runs from base 1 to 753 and encodes 250 amino acids. The record is from RefSeq and is a predicted model, not a curated record.
AUGUUUAAACGGAACAAGAAGCAAGACAAAAAGGAAGAAGAAAAGGCCGAAACGGCACACAAAGAACUUGAGGAAACCAAACAGACAGUUGCUUUGUUAACAUCUCGCCUGAUUCGCCUAGAAUCUGAGUAUAGAGUGAUUCACUCGACACUUGAACAGAUCAAAGCGACAGGGAUCUUAGAGAGGAAGUUAGUCUUAGAGCCUGCUGAUGUUAUAUUAGCUAAGAACUUCUAUGAUGAGUACAUGCAAACAUUAACGAAUUGGGUUGGGUUAAAAGAAGCGAAGAAACUGUAUGACAGUGAUGAAGAUGGACUUACCGCUCGGUCUUUCAAUACCAAGACAUGUGGGAAAGAACGGACUAUGGUGAUAGUUCAAACGACUGAUGGGUGUGUCUUUGGGUCGUACAAUUCCAUUGAGAUCCCAAGCUCGAAAGAAAAUGGGUAUGGCUUUUACAUGACCAAAGACAACAAUUUCUUCUGCUUUGUUUUGAAGAGUCCGGUGAUCAAAGAACCAAUCAAAGUGAUGCGCAAAGAUCCGUUUUACUCAACUAAAUGUUACUCCUCAGACAACGAUAAGUGGAUCACAGGCAUUCACUGUGGGUAUUAUCUUGGUAUCGAAGACUCUUCUUUUGUAUCUGGGAAGUUCCCGAUGUACUACAAUAUCUCAAUGGAAAACUCAGUCAACAUCUUCUCAGGUAAUCACUUCCCAGACACUUUCUCCUUAUUCAAGAUUGUAGUGCUGCAGUGGGAGUGA